AUGGUGGACUUCAGGACUAUUCUCAAAGUCGAAGAUCAUUCACGGUCCCAACGCUCUCUCAAGGAUAUAUUCACUGGCCUUGUAGAAGAGCAGAUGUGCAUUUGGAUCGAAGCUCUAGAACGACCGAGGAGCAUCCUGAACAUGGAAUUGCAGCAAAGAUUGGCGCUGACCCUACUGGAACGUUCAAUCCCUCUUCAUAUAUCACGCCGUCAGGAUCUUUUUGCAGGGAAUUGGAAUCCCCUAAAAGUCAAAAUGACCGAAUAUAUGCGCAUUCUAGCUCUUGUGAUGCGCAAAAUGAUCUCCCUUCAUAUGGAAGAAGGUCUGGCCAGAGGUUCACGUUCAGGACCAGGAAUUUCUCUACUUCCAAAUGGACCAACAGUUGCGACUCCUUUGACUUGUGACUCGCGGAUUUAUUUGAGUCUAUGCGGCGAGAUUAUUGCCUACGACUUGAACUCUGAGCCUUCAAACCCACAGGUUGUCAUCGAACUUCUCAGAGCAACUAAAAGUGAACGAGGAAACUAUAUGAUAGCUGGAGCCUUCUAUCGCCGUAUGGGACAUCCUCAAAGCGCGAAAGCAGUAUUGCUCUCGAUGCUUGAAGAGUUCUCAGGUACAAUUGACUCUGAAUUCCUUCGACCCGCAUAUCUUCUAUUGUCCGGAUGCGAACUCGAUAUAGCCAGGGUAAACAAAGCGGCUAACACAGAUGCAUCUGUGCAGUACGCAGCGGCCCAGACAUGGUUGCAAAAGGUUUUUGGGAAGUCAAGAUCUCGUGAUGUCUCAUCUGGACAAAAAGAAAACCGACAAGAAUUGGGAGCGGCGAGAAGCGCCGCAGAUAACCGAAUGUGUACAUGCGGUGGAGAAUAUAAAAAUCCAAAGUUUCGAGGACAGAUCAAUAUCAUGGAGCGCGAAAUUCAAUGCCUCAGAGAUCGGAAUACAAAUCAACAGAAACAGCUGUCCAAUUUGCGGUCGUUGAAGCGCAAACUGGAGGACGAUGUCUUCUAUGAGAGGGAUAUGCGUCGCAAGUAUCAACGCCAAUUGGAGGAUUUGGAAAGAAUAUAUCCGCGAGAGAGGGAGGCGCAUGUAUUGGAACUAGCCUCGGGGCACGUAGACAGAGCAUGA
This is a messenger RNA of Psilocybe cubensis, 1116 nucleotides long. RefSeq lists its product as uncharacterized. The coding region runs from base 1 to 1116 and encodes 371 amino acids. Lineage: Eukaryota; Fungi; Basidiomycota; Agaricomycetes; Agaricales; Agrocybaceae. The record is from RefSeq and is a predicted model, not a curated record. The transcript has 4 exons.